Molecule: messenger RNA, 2721 nt
Organism: Fusarium venenatum
Lineage: Eukaryota; Fungi; Ascomycota; Sordariomycetes; Hypocreales; Nectriaceae
Biological process (GO): proteolysis
Cellular component (GO): cytoplasm
Molecular function (GO): calcium-dependent cysteine-type endopeptidase activity
Source: RefSeq, a predicted model, not a curated record
AUGUCUGCGUCUAUUUCUCGCUCAUCGUCUCCCACCAGGGCUUCCAUCGAAGGCUUGGGAGACCGAUCAAAGGUUACACCUCAGCAGGUGAUUGAUAAAUUCUGGAAGCAGUUCACCACAAAGAACCCAGGAAAGGCAACAACUGUCAUUCCCUCAAACACGUACACCGAAUUUGCUGCCAAAAGAGGUAACCAGGUCACCACAACAACCUGCCAAGCUUCGUACGAAGACGCCGCAGCAACAUGCCGCGCCAAAGUCGAAAAGAUUGUCAAGGAGUGUCGUCGCAUUAACAAAAAGUACCGCGAUCCUCACUUUGACAUCGAGCAGGAUCUCAAAUGGGGUCAGAAGGACUGUCUUCGGUCUCUCUCCAACAUAGAUGAUUUUGUCCCUGGUGAAGACCUCACACCUGAGAGUGUCAAGCGUGUCGGUGAUAUUUUCGACAAGCCUCGCUUCUACAUCGAUGGUCCUACUGCCAAUGAUAUCCGACAGGGCCGUAAUGGAGAUUGUUGGCUCAUUGCUGCUCUUUGUACCCUGAGUGAGAAGCCGGGUAUGAUUGAGAAGCUCUGUGUUGCCCACGAUCAGGAUGUUGGUGUCUAUGGUUUCGUAUUCUACCGCGAUGGCGAGUGGAUCUCGGAGAUUGUUGACGAUUUUCUCUAUCUGAUUAAGCCCGACUACGACGAGGGCUACCUCGACCGAGUUCUUUUUGACGAUAUCGAGCGAGUUGAUCCAGACGAGGCCUACCGCCGCAUCUAUCAGUCCAACAGCAGCGCCCUCUAUUUUGCACAAUGCGCCCACCCUCAAGAGACUUGGCUGCCUCUCCUUGAAAAAUGCUAUGCCAAGGCUCAUGGUGACUACUGCUCUAUUGAGGGUGGUUUUGGAGGCGAGGGUCUUGAGGAUCUCACUGGAGGUAUCACAUCUGAGCUGGCCACAACUGAUAUCCUCGACAAGGCAGGUACCGAGUAUUUUUGGAAGGAGCAGCUCCUCAAGGUCAACGAUGAAUUCCUGUUCGGAUGUAGCACUGGAAUCUUUGGCGGCGCCUGGGGUGAGCGUAAAGGAAUUGUUGAAGGUCACGCCUACUCUAUCCAAAAGGCUGUAGAAAUCGACGGCAAACGAUUGCUCAAGGUCAAGAACCCCUGGGGUAAACAUGAAUGGACUGGUCCAUGGAGCGAUGGGUCAAAGGAAUGGACCGCCGAAUGGCUUCAAAAGCUCGACCAUCGUUUCGGGGACGACGGAGAUUUCUGGAUCUCAUACGAAGACUUACUUAGAAAGUACCAGGCCUUUGAGAGAACCCGUCUCUUCACCCCUGAGUGGCGGGUCACCCAACUCUGGGCAUCGCUAUCCGUCCCCUGGGCCCUGGACUACCACGACACGCACUUUUCUUUCGCCCUUUCUAACUCGGGUUCUGUUGUGAUUGCCCUGUCCCAGCUCGAUGACCGUUUCUUCCGAGGCCUUGAGGGCCAGUACCGUUUCGAGCUUGGCUUCCGUCUUCACAAGGCUGGCCACUCAGACUACGUCGUUCGCAGUCAGACUCCCUUCCGUAUGACACGUUCCGUCAAUGUCGAGCUCGACCUCGAAGCAGGCGACUACGAAGUCCGCGUCAAGAUCAACGCCACACGCGAUCACGAAAUCCUGCCCAUUGAAAAUGUCAUCAAGAACAACGCCAAGUCACGACGCGAGAAGCUCCUCCGCAUUGGUCUCGCCUACGACCUUGGCCACUGCAAGGGGCGAUUUGUCGAGACGCCCGAGGAGAAGGUUGCUCGACAGGAGCACGAGAAGAAGAUCAAGCAGAAGAAAAGGGACAAAAUCAGGGCCAAGAUUCUCAAGGAUCGCGAGGACAACCAUUAUCUCGUGAAGCAAGAUUUCCAGAGGAGCGAGCAUAAACGACUCAAGAACAAGGAGAGGAGGAAGCUCAAGGAAGCUGCCUUGAAGGCUAAGCGGGAAGCUCGUCAAGCUGAGAAGAAAGCUGCCAGAGCCGAAAAGAUUGCCCAGAGGGCACUGAGGCGUGAGGCCAAGGCUAAGGCCAAGGCAGCAGCAAAGGCAGAGGUGGAAGCAAAGGAGAAAGCAGAAGCCGAGAAAAAGGUCGAAGAGGUAGCUGGAAAGUCCGAGACUGAUGCUCCCAAACCAGAAGAGCCUAUGACUCCUGAGUCUGACAACUCAGAUGAGAAGGAGGUCGCUGAGGAGAAGCCUGCCGAGGACGCCCCCGCUAAACAAUCCAUCGAAGAAGCCAAAGAAUCUAAAUCCGAUUUUGAUUCUGACUCGUCAUCAUCUUCUGAUCAAGACACCGAAGAAGAGGUUGAGACUGACGUUGAAAGCAUCGGCACUCUUCUCGACCUAGCUGACCGAGAGAUUUGGAUCCACGUCGAUAACUUCACUGGUGAAGUCCCAGCGUCAGACUCAGACUCGUCCUCCGACUCCGAAUCCGAAGCCGGUGACGACACCGAAAAAGACCCCUGGAACGCUGUCGUUGUCGUCGGCAUUCGCAUUUUCCACAAGGGUCUGGGCGAGGGUGAAGAGGACGGCGACCUCAACCUCAAAGUGAUCCGACCUAUUCGAUUUGGCAAGGAUGACGAGGAAGUCGAUGUCGAGAAUAAGUGCAGUACCAAGGUCUUGGACGUGGACGAUAGUGCUAAGGACGCUACGCUCGUGGGAGAUACCCAGGAGAAGGUCCGGUUCAUCAAAGGGGACAGUGCAAGGAGAAGAACUGUUACAUCCAUCUUCUGA